AUGGACCAACGCCAAGCGCAAGUCGACAUCGACAGACUCUCCGACCGCGACAAGCGCGACCUGCAGCAAUCCAUCAACAACGAGAUGCAAAAAGCCAAGAUCCAAGAAUCCGUGCACGAACUCACCGACAUCUGCUGGACGAAGUGCGUCACGGGGGCCAUCUCGUCGAGCGGGCUGGACCGGAAGGAGGAGCCCUGCGUGCGGAAUUGCGUGGAGAGGUUCUUGGACGCGAAUGAGGCUGUGCUGAAGCAUUUGAGCGUUAUGCGAGGGCAGGGGGGGGUGUGA
Molecule: messenger RNA, 285 nt
Organism: Letharia lupina
Lineage: Eukaryota; Fungi; Ascomycota; Lecanoromycetes; Lecanorales; Parmeliaceae
Exons: 2
Coding region: 1-285 (94 amino acids)
Source: RefSeq, a predicted model, not a curated record